AUGGACAUGGAAAUUGAUGAGUGCCUGGUCAAUUCAGAAGGAGAAGCAAAUCUCGAUGAAUUCUGUGAUCUUGAGCCUAUUCUUGAUGAGAUAUUAUUUUAUGAUCAGCAAUUAUUCACCCCAAUUGAUGCUUUAAAUUCCCAGUCCAAACAGCUGAGUAAUUAUAGCAGCUGGAGUUCUUAUGUUAAUGGUCCUCAAGAAAUUAUAAGGACAAAGGCUUCUUCUUCCUCCUCCUCUCAGUUAAUUUCUUUUGGAAAUUCAAAGCAAACUGAUGAGAAAUUUCAUAGGAUAUUGCCAAUGGAUUCUUCCAUAUCCUCAAAAAUUUUAUCAACAAAAGAAACUUCUGGUAAGAACAAAUUAUAUGAUGCAGCACUUGAGAUGGGUGCCAAGAGAGUUUGCACCGUGAUCAGGAGCCCUUUGCAGGCUCAAGAUCAUGUUAUGGCCGAGAGGAAACGCCGAAAGAAGCUAAGCCAACUUUUUAUAGAUCUUUCUAAAGUUAUCCCAGGUCUGAAAAAGUUGGACAAAGCUUCUCUACUAGAAGAUGCCACCAAGUAUGUGCAAGAGCUUCAAGAACGCGUAAGAAUCCUCGAAGAAAAAGCUGAAGAGGCCAACAAAAACUCAAUCCCUAAAUCUAGUUUUGCUAAUUAUUCUGCAACAAUUAAUGAUGAUACUUCUUCUUCAUCAAAAGAGAGCUCCAAUGGCAGCACAAGAGAAUCAGUCCCAGCUGAAAUCAAUGCCAGAAUUUCAAACAAGAAUGUACUGAUUAAAAUUUGCUCCAAGAAACAAAAGGGAUUGAUAUCAAGAAUUCAGUAUGAAAUGGAAAAACUGCACCUCAACGUCUUAGACAUUAGAGCCAUGCCAUUUGGAAGUUCUUCUGUUGACAUAACCAUUCUUGCUGAGGCGGAGAGUGAAUUCUGCGGGACAGUAAAGGACAUGUUUGAACACCUCGAGAUCGCUUUUCUCAAUCCAGGAACAUGA
Molecule: messenger RNA, 978 nt
Organism: Fraxinus pennsylvanica
Lineage: Eukaryota; Viridiplantae; Streptophyta; Magnoliopsida; Lamiales; Oleaceae
Source: the annotation of a GenBank genome assembly